Messenger RNA from Mandrillus leucophaeus (drill), 3811 nucleotides. RefSeq names its product cadherin 26 (gene CDH26). Gene Ontology annotation, biological process: cell-cell junction assembly; homophilic cell-cell adhesion; cell morphogenesis. Gene Ontology annotation, cellular component: plasma membrane; adherens junction; catenin complex. The transcript has 17 exons. The record is from RefSeq and is a predicted model, not a curated record. The coding region runs from base 306 to 2828 and encodes 840 amino acids. Gene Ontology annotation, molecular function: cadherin binding; calcium ion binding. Lineage: Eukaryota; Metazoa; Chordata; Mammalia; Primates; Cercopithecidae.
CAGCCAGUCUUUUGUGUACGUGCAGGACCAUGGUGGCUUCAGUUCCUACCCCACCCUUCCUAGGAACUCUACUUGUGGCAAACGGAUGUUCCAGCUUACAAGUCCACCCUCCCCACUCUGAUAAAUGCAAGAAAAGCUGAGAAGGGAGGAGCAAGUUGGGAUGAAAGUGUCUGGGCCAAAGUGACCUGGAAACCACUGGAGAAGAAGCUGCUGACUGAGAAGGAGGUGUGUGGCUCUGGUGGGAUCCCCAGCUUGGAGGACUGGUUAGCAGCUGCACGUUCUGAGUCUGUCUUGGGUAUUCCCAUAUGGCCAUGAGAUCCGGGAGUCACCCCUCGCUGCUGCUGCUUCUAGCACUGCUGCUGUGGCUGCUGCAGGUAAGCUGCAAGGGUGUGAUAAAUCCUGGCUGUGAGCAUCACUGCCAUCCUUAUUGUCAUCAUUGUCACUAUAAUUUCCAGGGAAAGAGCUACCAGCCUCUACGGCGAUCCAAGAGAAGAUGGGUUAUCACCACCUUGGAGCUGGAGGAGGAAGACCCGGGACCCUUUCCCAAACUGAUUGGUGAGCUGUUCAAUAAUAUGUCUGAUAACAUGUCACUCAUGUAUCUACUCAGUGGACCUGGUGUGGAUGAAUAUCCAGAGAUUGGUUUGUUUUCUCUUGAAGAUCAUGAGAACGGAAGGAUAUAUGUUCACCGCCCUGUUGAUCGAGAAACGACACCGUCUUUCACGGUUUAUUUUGAUGUUGCGGAGCGCUCAACAGGAAAAAUUGUGGAUAAAUCCUUGAUUUUCAACAUUAGGAUCAGUGAUGUGAAUGAUCAUGCACCCCAGUUUCCAGAGAAGGAAUUUAACAUCACUGUGCAAGAAAACCAAACUGCAGGUCAACCUAUUUUUCAGAUGUUAGCAGUCGAUUUGGAUGAAGAAAACACUCCAAAUUCUCAAGUCCUUUACUUCCUCAUUUCUCAAACACCAUUACUGAAAGAAAGUGGUUUCCAGGUUGAUCGCAUUAGUGGAGAAAUACGACUCUCCGGGUGCUUAGAUUAUGAGACUGCUCCUCAGUUUACACUGCUAAUCAGUGCCAGGGACUGUGGAGAACCGUCACUGUCAUCCACGGCCACCGUUCACAUGGAUGUGCAAGAAAACAACAACCACAGGCCCAUAUUUACCCAGGAGAACUAUAAGAUUCAGAUUCCUGAAGGCCGAGUCAGCAAGGGCGUGGUGCGUCUCCUGGUUCAAGAUCGAGAUUCUCCAUUUACAUCAGCUUGGAGAGCAAAAUUCAACAUAUUGCAUGGCAACGAAGAAGGACAUUUUGACAUUUUGACUGACCCUGAGACCAACGAAGGGAUAUUAAAUGUUAUCAAGCCUUUGGAUUAUGAGACUCGCCCAGCGCGAAGCCUCGUCAUUGCUGUGGAGAAUGAGGAGAGGCUCCUCUACUGCGAGAGAGGAAAGCUUCAGCCACCAAGGAAGGCAGCAGCAAGCGCCACUGUGAGUGUGCAGGUGACAGACGCCAACGACCCACCAACCUUUCACCCCCAGAGCUUCAUUGUCAGUAAAAAGGAGGGCACCGGGCCUGGGACCCUGUUGGGAACUUUUAAUGCCACGGAUCCAGACAGCCAGAUAAGAUAUAAACGGGUUCAUGACCCAGCAAACUGGGUCAGCGUAGAUGAAAACUCCGGAGUGGUCACCACCGUGGAGCCAAUUGACCGAGAAUCCCCUCAUGUCAAUGACAGUUUUUAUAUAAUCAUCGUUCACGCUGUUGAUGAUGGCUUCCCCCCGCAGACUGCAACAGGGACGCUAAUGCUCUUCCUGUCUGACAUCAAUGACAACGCCCCGACUCUCCGGCCACAUUCCCGCUAUGUGGAGGUCUGUGAGUCUGCCGUGCAUCAGCCCCUCCACAUCGAGGCAGAGGAUCCGGACCUGGAGCCCUUCUCUGAUCCAUUUACAUUUGAAUUGGACAACACCCUGCAAAACGCAGAGGACACAUGGAAGUUGGGGAAAAAUUGGGGUCAGUCAGUUGAACUUUUAACCUUGAGAAGCCUGCCACGUGGUAAUUACUUGGUGCCACUCUUCAUUGGAGACAAACAGGGACUUUCCCAGAAGCAAACUGUCCGUGUAAGGAUCUGCCCCUGUGCCAGUGGGUUCACGUGUGUGGAGCAUGCAGAUGCAGGAGUGGGGCUUCUUGUGGGGACCCUGUCCCCUGUCUGUGCAGCAUUCGUGGCUCUGGCAGUAGCUCUGCUUUUCCUGUUGCGACGCUAUUUUGUGCUUGAACCUAAGAGGCAUGGAUGCUCUAUAUCCAAUGAUGAAGGCCACCAAACACUGGUCAUGUAUAAUGAGGAGAGCAAAGCCACUUCAGCCCAGACAUGGUCAGAUGUUGAAGGCCAGAGGCCGGCUCUGCUCGUCUGCAUAGCUGCAGCAGGACCCAAGCAGGGAGCUAAGGAUCUCAAGGAAGUGCCUCCAUCUGCGGCGAGCAGGGCAGCCCAAGCACGCUCUGCUCUGGGGAGUUGGGGUUAUGGCGAGCUCUUUGAGUCAAGAGGUGUGGAAAACAUGUACUCUACUCCUGCUUACCCAGAUGCCACAGUGCACAGACAACUCCUGGCUCUGGUGGAAGGAAGGAUGGCAGAGACACUGAAUCAGAAACUCCGUGUUGCCGAUGUGCUGGAAGAUGACCCCGGCUACCUACCUCAUGUCUACAGCCAGGAGGGGGAGUGUGGAGGGGCCUCAUCCCUCAGCUCUCUGGCCAGCUUGGAACAGGAACUGCCGCCUGAUUUGCUGGACUCUCUGGGUUCAAAAGCGACUCAGUUGGAGGAAAUAUGUUCAGAGUCAGGUGGUCCUUCCUAAAAAAAUGUGUAUUUUGGCGAAUUGAAAUAAUUCAUGGAGGGGAAUCACUAUUCAUGGAUUUUUCCCCUCUGUUCUUCUUUUCCCUCCUUAAAAAAAAAAUCACCUUCUAGUCCUAGAUGAGGACACACUAUUAGUUUGAAUUAAAUGCUUUGAUAUUCUGAGACCAGCCAUCUUGAACCAAAGCAAAACCACAAGUUGUGCUUUUUUAAAAUUUGAUUUGUCAUAUUUUCUAGAGAAACUUGAAUUUAAUUGUGUUAUUCUUAGCUUCCACUGGCAGCCUAACUUUGAGGGUAAAUGAAAAUAUAACCCAUCGAUUACCCAGUCACUUGGUAACAGCAGGUAAUACUGAAGAAAAAUACAAAUAGAUUUUAAAACGUUAUUUACAUUUCUAUGAUUAUGAUUCUGCUUCCUUUUAAGGGAAAACUUAGGUAAAUAGAGAAAUGUUUUCUAUAAUGUUUGUAAUCAGUAUUUUAAGUGAUUUUUUAAAAAAAAGUAUUGAUCCCUAUUCACUUUUUGAUUAGAUAAAUAGAUAAAAUAUGGUAUCUUGAGAGAAAUGAUUAUGCUGAAAGCUUUAUAAACAGUACACUCUUUAAAAAAUGAAGAGCUGACAUAAUUUAACUUGUAUGUGUUAUGUAAGUAAAAGAGUUUAGGAGCCUUUGAAUGAAAAAGUUCUGAUUAGAUUUUAUCUUUAAACAAAACCACAAAAUUUAAUUGGUUUUUACUUGUCCACUUACUGCUAAUGUCAGUUUCAGGGGAGGAAAUGGUUUCUUUUAAAAAUCUUAAUAUGGAGACAUAUGCCCUAAAAUAGUCAGUUUUCUAGUCUGAGUAAUAGAUAAGAGACUGACUAAGCAAAGUUUAAAAUGCUAUUAGGACACUUUAAUGCACAUAUUGAAUAUCUAAAAGUCUACAGCCAUAUAAAAUUUUUAUGUAAUUAAUGAGCAAAUGCUCUCUCUCACACCCUGAAAUAAAUCAGUAGAAACAUG